AUGUCCAACGCAUCCGCUAAACAGAAAUUAUGGGGAGGAAGAUUCACCGGGGCUACCGAUCCACUCAUGAAUGCCUUCAACGAGUCCCUUAGUUAUGAUAAACGCAUGCAUUCCCAAGACAUCAAGGGCUCUAUUGCUUAUUCGAAAGCUCUAUUCUUGGGAGGCAUCAUUACAGAAGAGGAGCGAGACAAUUUGAUUCGCGGAUUGGAAGCUGUUGGGGAGGAGUGGGCUAAAGGCCAAUUCAAGAUCCAGCCAGAUGAUGAGGAUAUUCAUACUGCCAACGAACGACGGCUGUCCGAGCUCAUUGGACCACUUGGUGGAAAGCUUCACACUGGUCGGUCCCGAAACGACCAGGUGGCGACUGACAUGCGGUUGUGGUUGUUGGAAGAGGUCGAGACCAUUCGCUCGGCGCUGAUCGACUUGAUCAGUGUCAUUGUGGAGCGAGCCGAUAAGGAGAAAGAUGCCCUCCUUCCUGGAUACACGCAUUUACAGAGGGCUUUACCCAUACGGUGGUCUCAUCUUUUGCUAUCCCACGCUUUUUCGCUCAACAAUGACCUUGAGCGGAUAACUCAACUCAAACCACGUAUCUCCGUUCUACCUCUGGGCUCUGGUGCACUUGCUGGGAAUGCUUUCAGUCUGGAUCGCGAAUUCCUAGCCAAGGAGCUCGGAUUCGCAUCUAUUGCGGAGAACUCUCUCUUUGGUGUUGGCGACCGGGAUUUCAUCAUUGAAUUCAUGAUGUGGGCAAGUUUGACGAUGACGCAUCUCUCUCGCUUAUCUGAGGAUCUCAUAAUAUACACAACCGCUGAGUUUGGCUUCUUGACGCUGAGUGAUGCAUACAGCACUGGCUCGAGUAUGAUGCCACAGAAAAAGAACGCGGAUUCAUUGGAGUUAUUGCGAGGGAAGUCGGGUCGAGUAUUUGGAAACAUGUCCGGUUUCCUCGUCACACUCAAAGGGUUGCCCUCGACCUACAAUAAGGACCUUCAAGAAGAUAAAGAGCCAUUGUUUGACACAGUGGACACAGUGUCGGCAUGUCUCCGUAUAGCGGAAGGGGUUAUUGCGACAUUAGAGAUUCAUCCAGAUAGGAUGAAGAAAGCUCUUACCAUGGACAUGCUAGCCACUGACUUGGCUGACUAUCUCGUGAGAAAAGGGAUUCCAUUCCGGGAGACGCACCAUAUUUCUGGUCGAGCUGUAGCGCUGGCAGAACAGCGAGGAGUCCAGAUAUCAGACAUUUCACUGGGGGACCUACAGAUCCUAAGCAGCAAAUUUGAGGAGGAUGUGAAACAUGUCUUCGACUUCGAAUCGAGUGUGGAGAAGCGAGCUUCAAUUGGUGGCACUAGCAGGGCAAUGGUGGGCCGACAGGUAGAUGUUUUACGGAAUAAUCUGGCCCUGGCUAGGCAGGCAUAA
Messenger RNA from Cantharellus anzutake, 1404 nucleotides. Its product is annotated as argininosuccinate lyase. The transcript is spliced from 8 exons. Lineage: Eukaryota; Fungi; Basidiomycota; Agaricomycetes; Cantharellales; Hydnaceae. The coding region runs from base 1 to 1404 and encodes 467 amino acids. The record is from RefSeq and is a predicted model, not a curated record. Gene Ontology annotation, molecular function: argininosuccinate lyase activity. Gene Ontology annotation, cellular component: cytosol.